Molecule: messenger RNA, 1761 nt
Organism: Pygocentrus nattereri (red-bellied piranha)
Lineage: Eukaryota; Metazoa; Chordata; Actinopteri; Characiformes; Serrasalmidae
Product: myeloid-associated differentiation marker-like
Exons: 1
Coding region: 364-1209 (281 amino acids)
Cellular component (GO): membrane
Source: RefSeq, a predicted model, not a curated record
CCAUUUGCAGAACAGCUUCUGAUAAGGUAUCAGUCAGAGGGUGUGGUCAACAGUACACCUUUCCCUGGAUUCCUGGGGAGAUUCAUCUCUGUGGAAAGACUCAAAGUGAGAUACACUGGAGAGAGAAAGACGGAGAGACAAAUCAGCAAGAAACAAGAGAAGAGUAAGAAACAAGGAAAAAGUAAGGAAAGAAGUGGUGAGAAACUAAUUAUAACAACUACUAACUAUCCUCUGUGCGAAUGUUAUUGUGACUAAACGAGCAUUCGAACAAAUAAUCAAUCAAAAGAAGAGAGGACAUAUAAGUCAAGUACAGUACUGAACAGUAAUAAGAAGGAAAGAUUUGAAGAGGACACAUCUAUCAUCAUGAUUACGCUGGAUAAUCGUUCUGUGACCAUGCCGGUUGGCAUUGUACGAAUAUUGGAGGUUGUGCUGUCAUGCGUCUGUUUCAGCCUUGUGGCCUCUGUGGGCCACAAUAACAGCUCCCAAUGGGCCUGGUGCAUGUUCACUUGGUGCUUCUGCUGCUUCAUGAGCCUUUUUAUUCUCAUCCUGGAGUGCUCCAGCCUCAAUGUUAAAGUACCCAUCUCCUGGGAUGACUUCACCACUGCCUUCGCCAUGCUGGCUGCACUCAUGAUGCUGGCUGCCUCGAUCAUCUACCCUGUAUUCUUUGUUUGCUCUUCUUGUUCUCGACCAAUUGCUGCUACAGUCAUGUCCUGCCUCUGUUUUAUUGCGUAUGCUGUGGAAGUUGGACUAACUCGGGCGAAACCAGGCGAGAUCAGUGGCUUCCUGUCUACAGUUCCAGGCUUGCUGAAGGUUCUGGAAGCCUUUGUCGCUUGCAUCAUCUUCAUUUCUCUCACCAAUAGAUACACUCAAUACCCCGGGUUGCAGUGGUGCGUGGCAGUUUAUUCGUUGUGCUUCAUCUUUGCUCUCCUCAUCAUCAUCUUCACCAUCUGCAAGCUCUUGUCUCUGUGCCCCUUUCCAUUUGACAAAGUGCUUACUGGUUACAAUGUACUGGCUGUUAUUAUGUACAUGACAGCAGUAGUUAUAUGGCCACUUUACAGUUUCCAAGGAAAUCCAAGACCAAACCCCUGUAAUCAUUGUGCCUGGGACAACCUAGUGGUAGUGUCCUUUAUGACGUGUGUCAACCUCAUUGCCUAUAUUGUGGACACAUGGUACUCAGUACGGCUAGUAUUCUUUGUUGCACCUGCUUAAGAAAAGAAUAGGCAUGUUGACUACACAGAGUAAAUGUUAAGAGUUGCGAUGAGUUUUUUGGUAUAUACAAAGCUUUUAGAAAUAGUGUUUUAUCUGAUUUUUAUUUUUUAUUUUUUGAAUGGCUUAUUUUUUGUGAAAUCAAAUUGAUGAGGAAAUGGCUUACAGUUUUUUGAAAGAAGUAUGCAAGUAUGUUUAGCAACUACUAUACUGCAUUGUAUCUGUUAAAAGUUACAUCUGUGUAGUGUGCUCAUACAAGUAAUUCUGAAUUGCACUUUCUUUAUAUCUGUGCUUUGCCAACAUAGUCCUUUUCUUUUGUGUAAAAAAAAAAUUGGACAAACGUUAUCAUAAUUUAUUCUAACCUUGAUAGCGUUCUUUUGUUUGUAAAAGAAUUACAUGACAUUACAUUCUUUUUAUAAAAUCUAUGUUUGCCUACAAAUAAAAUCUUUGUUUUGAAGUGGUCUAUUUGUUCCCCCAAUUAAUAAAUCAUGAAAAUGAAUAAUAAAUAAACUACAUGUUAUCUCUUGUGGUGUCACUGCAUGGUAAAAAGUUUUG